This is a messenger RNA of Thalassophryne amazonica, 1909 nucleotides long. RefSeq lists its product as uncharacterized. The record is from RefSeq and is a predicted model, not a curated record. The coding region runs from base 160 to 780 and encodes 206 amino acids. The transcript is spliced from 2 exons. NCBI's taxonomy places the organism in Eukaryota, Metazoa, Chordata, Actinopteri, Batrachoidiformes, Batrachoididae.
CGUAGGCUCCGUCUUCAGACGAUUUAUUUGAUAUCCUACAGAAAUAAACAAACGGAGCCUCUACUUACCUCAAUAAACAUGGAUCCUGAUUUAAACCAGAAACAUGUGAACACGAGCUCAUCUGACGUUAGCUUCCAGAGCUAGCGGAGUUAGCUUUGCAUGCUAACUGGGCCUUUUGUGUGCAGAAACAGUUUGUGUCUUUGUCUGAAAAUGUCUAAAGUUCAAAUUCUGAGAGCGUUACUGAAGCAGCGACUACCUGCAGGUGAUGAAGAGAUAUUUGAGCUGUUUGAAAGAACCACAGCAGAAUACGAGGAGGAACUUUGUGGUUUAAAAGAGGAGAACGAACGACAAAGAAAACUACUGGAAGCUGCUUUUAACUCUGACGACGAAACAGAUGUGCAGCCACUGUUGGUAAAACAAACAGAGGUUUCCCCUGAGCAAGAAGCAUGGAUGCCUAAUCUGGAACAAGAAGAUCCAGAACUCAAUCACAUUAAAAAGGAAGAGGAGGAGGUGUGGACCUGUGAUGAACGAGAGCACCUUCAAGUGCUGGAGGUUAAUUCCUCCAAGUACACAAAUGAUGAUGUGAAACCUGAGUUCUCACAUUGUCAUCAGCCCCAAAGUGAAGAGAACAAGGAGGCUGAGCCUUUUGCCAGCAGCUCAGCUGAGCAGAUGAAAACUGCUGAACCUGAAAGUGAUGUCACGGAUGUUGAUUGCAAGGAGACCAAGGAACCUAAAUCAGGUUUAAACUCUCUGAAAGAUGACAUACUCCCCUGUUUGUAAUAACAGGUGUCAUGCUGGUGUGAAGCCCUUUAACCCUGAGUCUGAUCAAAUGUUUGUUCACAAGAGUAAUCUGCUGACACAGCAUGGAAUACAUGCAGGAGAGAAACUGUUCACUGUUCUGAGUGUGGUGAAGCAUUUAACCAAAACACAAUCUGAAAACCCAUAUGACAUUUCAUCAGGAAAGAAAGUAUUUAAAUGUUCUGUGUGUGAGAAAACAUUUAAUCAAAGCAGCAGUCUGAAAAAACAUAUGCUAGUUCAUACAGGAGAAAGACGUUUUUAGCUGUUCAGAGUGUGGAAAAAAUUUAACCAAAAUAGCAAUCUGAAAAGCAUGUGCUAAUUCAUGCAGGAAAGAAAAUAUUUAAGUGUUCUGAGUGUGGAAAAGCAUUUUCCCAGAAGGGUAAUUUGAAGAGACAUAUGCCCAUCCACAUGGAAAUGACACCAUUCAUGUGCUUUGAGUGUGGAAAACAUUCAACCAAGACAGCAGUCUGAAAGGCCACAUGCUAAUUCAUACAGGAGAAAGACCUUUUGCUGUACUGAGUGUGAAAAACAUUUACUAGAACAGCAAUCUAAAAACCCAUAUGCUAAUUCAUACAGGAGAAAGACGUUUUAGCUGUUCUGAGUGUGGAAAAACAUUCAACCAAAGCAGCAAUCUGAAAAAGCAUAUGCUAAUUCAUACCGGAAAGAAAAUAUUUAAGUGUUCUGAGUGUGGAAAAGCAUUUGCCCUAAAGGGCAAUUUGAAAAUGCAUAUGACCAUGCAUCGGGGAAUGACACCAUUUAUGUGUUUUGAGUGUGGAAAAACAUUUCACCAAAACAGCCACCUGAAAAUCCAUAUGCUAAUUCAUACAGGAGAAAGACAUUUUAGCUGUUCUGAGUGUGGAAAAUCAUUUGUCCAGGGCGGUGAUUUAAAGAGGCAUAUGACGAUCCAUAUGGGAAUGGCACCAUUAUGUGUUUCGAGUGUGGAAAAACAUUUACCAAAACUGCAAUCUGAAAAACCACAUGCUAAUUCAUGCAGGAAAAAAAACAUGUAAGUGUGUCAAAGGAUCUGGAAAGCAAACAAUGGUGAUAUUCCAUCCAGGCCUCAGUGUAGCAGUGCUGGACUUUAAAAAGCAGGAAUUACCAGGAAUCUAAU